Molecule: messenger RNA, 1197 nt
Organism: Leishmania braziliensis MHOM/BR/75/M2904
Lineage: Eukaryota; Euglenozoa; Kinetoplastea; Trypanosomatida; Trypanosomatidae
Product: putative methyltransferase
Exons: 1
Coding region: 1-1197 (398 amino acids)
Biological process (GO): 7-methylguanosine mRNA capping
Cellular component (GO): nucleus; cytoplasm
Molecular function (GO): methyltransferase cap1 activity
Source: RefSeq, a predicted model, not a curated record
AUGAGGACGGUCGAGGAUCGCUCUUUGGAGUUUCUUAUUCGCCGUGACAGGGAAGCCGAGCUCCCGCCGCUGGCGUCUUUGUGCUGCAAUUACUUCAAGCAGCGUCACUGGCGCGACGCCUUCGAUGACGAGCAGGCUUCUCUUCGUGAGGAGUUGUGGGCUGUAAAAACACAGCUGGACACCAUCCCGAUGGAGGCAUACACGGCCACUCGCAACAAGCUCUUUCCGUUGGCUCUCAGCGGGGAGCAGCAGCAGUUCUCGAACCGUGCAGGACACAAACUGCUCGAGUCGAUGGAGUCCACCGGGGUCUGGAUGGAGCUCUCGAAGCUCUUGUGUGGCAAGUCGAGGAAGCGGCCGCGCGACUUUGCGUUUGCAGAUGUGUGUGGCGGGCCCGGUGCCUUCAGCCAGGCGCUGUUCAAAGCUGGCCGAAAGCAGGGGUGGCGACACCUACACGGUUACGGUAUGACACUCGCUGGUGUAAGCGGACUCGAUUGGUACAAUUCUCUGCUCAACUCGCCGCAGUUCACCUGCACCUACGGCCUUGAUGGCACGGGGGAUAUCUUCAAACUGAGCAACAUCGACUGUCUCGUGUCGAUCACCAAGGCUGCUCCGAUGUUUCUCGUUGUCGCCGACGGCGGCUUCAGCGUUGACUUCUCCGUCGCCAACUACCAGGAAACAAUAUCAUCUCGCAUCAUGUACGGACAGUGGCUUGCAGCCCUCAAACUACUGCGCAAAGGUGGUUGUUGUGUGCUGAAGCUGUUCGACACGUUUUCGCCUCUUUCGCGUGCUGUGGUGUACCUGUCGUGUUUUUUGUACAGUCGCGUGCACGUCGCGAAGCCGCGCCACAGUCGUGUUGUGAACAGCGAGCGGUACUUGGUCUGUGUCGAUUUUCUCGGUUACCCGAACGAGGCGUGGGGCCGGUACCUUGACUGCUUCUACGAGCUCGGAUUCGUGGACAACGAGCACGUGCCGGAGUUGAUGCCACGAGAGUGGUGCCUGCAGGAUGAGAUUUUCAUGGCCGAUAUGCGUGACAUGAACAUGACGGUCGCGACAAACCAAAUGACUGCGCUGCAAAUGAUCCUUAAUGCUGCCUCUGCUGUGGAGGAGGAGCUCAAAGCAAAAGAAACCACAACGAGGACCUCAGCAGAGUCCGACGACAGCCCUCUUUCUUCAAGAGAGAGCUGCAAAGACGGCUAG